This is a messenger RNA of Paramecium octaurelia, 241 nucleotides long. NCBI's taxonomy places the organism in Eukaryota, Ciliophora, Oligohymenophorea, Peniculida, Parameciidae. The record is from the annotation of a GenBank genome assembly.
AUGGUUAACGACUUGAAAAAUAGAAAUCUGAAUCAAUAAGUAAUUAUUUGAUAAUACGGUUAGUUGGUUGACGAAAGAAUAAACCAGAAAAGAAAGAAUUUAGGUAUAAAUAACCCCAAGUUUAAUAGAAUAUUCUAUUGAAUAAUAAGAAAAAAGAGAAAAUAAAUUUACAAAAUAGAAUGGAAUCUAGAUUAUCAUUAGUUUGAAGUUAAAAGAAAAAUAGAGUCAUUAAUAAUAGUGA